UUCUUCAACCUUUUACCAGCUACACAGCGUCCGAUUCCAAUCACGAUACAGAUAUGCCAGCCUUCGCAGCUCGCCGCCAUUCCCCAUCGUCAGAUCCGACCUCAGAGACCAGAGUUGCCGUUACUCCUCGGAAAAACCGCCUCAGAUCCGAUCCGGAUGCUGCAAUCGCAUCGCCGCUGCGUAAAUCUCCUCGAUUGUGCAAAGAAGGAAGCCCUAAUAGCUCCCCCAAGAUUGAAGUAAUCAGAAAAUGCCUGAAAUCAUCAUUGAAUUUGAGUGGAUCGCCUGAGAAGAAGCAAUUAUCGGAGGAUUUUGUUGAGAGACAGACUUGGGAUCCAAGAGCAGAGGAGACGCAGCUGAGAGCUGUUAAUGAGGCAUUGCAUCUAUCAACUGCCCCACCUAAUGUUGUAUGCCGUGAAAAUGAGCAGAACCGGAUCUUGGAUUUCUGCAAGAAAUGCGUUAAGGAAGAGAAGGCUGGAAGUCUGUAUGUGUGUGGGUGCCCGGGAACUGGGAAGACGUUGUCGAUGGAAAAAGUAAAAGUGAUGCUUGUGGAUUGGGCAAACAAGGAAGGUGUACAGCCUCCAGAUGUAUUGUCAAUCAAUUGCACUACUCUUGCAAACAUGAGUGAGAUUUUCAGCAAGAUUCUUGGUCAAACUCAUUCUGGGAAGAAACCUAGUCCUUCUACAUCAUCUUUGCAGCAGCUUCAGAAAUUGUAUUCUCAACAUACACCUGGCAUGAAGAUGAUAUUGGUUGUAGCUGAUGAGCUGGAUUACUUGAUUACCAAAGACCGAGCUGUGCUUCAUGAUCUUUUCAUGCUAACAACUAUGCCUUUCUCCAGGUGUAUUUUGCUAGGGGUUGCUAAUGCUAUUGACUUGGCCGACAGGUUUAUCCCAAAACUACAAUCCUUAAAUUGUAAACCUAUGGUCAUAACCUUUUGUGCCUACUCCAAGGAUCAGAUCAUCAAUAUUCUUCAAGAAAGACUAAAGGCACUUCCCUAUACUGUUUUCCAGCCACAAGCACUGGAACUCUGUGCCAGGAAAGUUGCUGCAGCAUCUGGAGAUAUGAGAAAGGCUCUUGCAGUGUGCAGGAGUGCAAUUGAAAUGCUAAUAGGCGAGUCUAUGUUAUCAUCAGUAGAUGGGACUGACGAUCAACAAAAGCCUGCUGCAAACAAUAUGACGUCUAAUCAAGUGAGAAUACAUCAUGUUGCUGCUGCAUUAUCAAAGGUGUAUAAAUCGCCAGUAAUAGACACAAUUAUAUCACUGCCCCAACAUCAACAGAUCAUCCUCUGCUCAGCUGUGAAGCUUUUUCGAGAAGGAAAGAAGGGCACAACCCUCGGAGAGUUGAAUAAAUAUUACGUGGAUGUUUGUAAAUCGACUAUGAUCCCUCCAGUUGGCAUUUUGGAGCUCUCAAGUAUGUGCAGGGUGCUAGACGACCAGGGAAUUCUUAAACUUGGACAAUCAAGAGAGGAUAAGCUAAGAAGAGUGACAUUAAAUGUUGACGGAGCAGACAUUGUUUUUGCACUGCAGGGAGUUCGAUUCUUCCGGAACUGUCUGAAGUGAUUAUUUGGAAAAGAGUCGUGAUCCUUUGCUGGUUGUUAAACCAUAUUAAGGAGAGGUAAGGCAAACCAACAUAUGCAGCACCUACAUUUGGUCAAGUAUGAAUUCAUCUCUGUGGUCUGUCGUAAUACUCAGAUGCAAUGUAUAAAUUGAAAAACGAGUGCUUGAAGCAAAUGAGCUCAUAUGGAUGCUUGAGGAAGUAAACACAACAAAGAGGAUGAAAUGGCAAGCAAGGAAAUCAUACACUGUAAUGUGUAGAAGACUGAGCAUUAUUUUGACAUAAAUUAUACUCCUAAAAUAGAAUAUAGUAGGUUAUUUUUCAGCAGUCCAUCAUUUGGCUGCGGGUUCUUUUAUAUAAUCAAUAAGAAUGCAAUCAGUUUUUUUGUUAUUAGAAAUACAUUUCCAUUCUUCUGGAAGAGACUUGACUACUGAUAUAGUAUGAGAAUUAUUUUUGGUCUCAGUAGUUACAAGUAUAAUU
Molecule: messenger RNA, 2031 nt
Organism: Salvia hispanica
Lineage: Eukaryota; Viridiplantae; Streptophyta; Magnoliopsida; Lamiales; Lamiaceae
Product: DNA replication factor CDC6B-like
Biological process (GO): DNA replication initiation; cell division; mitotic DNA replication checkpoint signaling
Cellular component (GO): nucleus
Molecular function (GO): ATP hydrolysis activity; DNA replication origin binding
Source: RefSeq, a predicted model, not a curated record